AUGAAAACAAUUGCCAUCAUCGGUGCGGGGUGUAGCGGCCUGACAGCGAUAAAGUGUUGUUUAGAUGAGGGACUGACCCCUGUCUGUUUUGAAAGAGAAAAUGACAUCGGUGGAUUGUGGAAUUAUAAAGAAAAUCCAAAAGUGGGGACGGGAAGUGUAUAUCGGUCAUGUGUAAUGAACACAAGUAAAGAAAUGAUGGCAUUUAGUGACUUUCCACCUCCAGAAGAUUUUCCAGUUUUUCUCCCUCAUAAAUAUGUCAAUAAAUAUUUCCAACUUUACGCGGACAAUUUCGAUUUGAGGAAAUAUAUCAACUUCCAAACGGACGUUACUCAAAUAGUCCCGUCUCCGGAUUACGAUCGAUCCGGUUGUUGGGACGUAACCUUUUGUUCAUGCGCUGGAUUUAAUUCCGGAAAAGUGACACGAAGAUUUGAUGGAGUCUUGAUUUGCACUGGACAUCAUACUUUUCCAAUGAUCCCUAAAUUCGAGGGCAAGGAUGACUUUCAAGGAAAGGUACUACAUACUCACGGGUACCGCUCUAACCGGGAUCUGGCAGACAAAAAGGUUCUGGUGGUUGGAAUAGGGAACUCUGGGGCAGAUAUUGCAGUCGACAUAAGCCAUGCGGCCUCACAGGUGUAUCUAAGCACGCGCAGGGGUGCGUGGAUCAUCAACCGGAAGGGGUUCUGGGGACUUCCGGCGGAUGCAAUGGCCAAUAGCAGAUUUGCCUUCAUGCUGCCAAAGAGGGCUCUCCAGUGGGGAGUUGAGAAAAUGUCAAAUUUCAACUUUGAUCACAAGAAGUACGGCAUCAGACCAGCACACAGGGCCUUACAGUCACAUCCCACAAUAAACGAUGAACUUCCUCUUCGUCUUUUAACCGGAUGUAUCAAGAUCAAACCAAAUGUCCGCCAUUUCUCUAACGACAAAGUCACUUUUGAGGACGGGAGUUCUGAAGAGAUCGACACAGUUGUGUUUGCCACUGGUUACAAUUACAGGAUCCCAAUAGUAGACGAAUCCAUUACAAGGGUGAAAGAUAACGAAACCUGUCUCUACAAGUUUAUGUACCCUCCGCACCUUAAACAUCCCACUCUAGGCAUUAUUGGACUUGUCCAGGCUAUCGGAGCCGUGAUGCCAAUAUCGGAAAUACAGUGCCGAUGGUACACUAGGGUCAUAAAGGGACUGUGCAAACUUCCAACGGAGGCAGAAAUGAUGGCAGACAUAGCGCUGAAAAGAGAGACGGUUGCUAGUGGUUACUACACCGCAAAACGUCACACUAUCCAGACUUUCUGGAUAGACUACAUGGAUGAUGUUGCGGAACAAUUUGGCGCGAAACCUAACUUAUGGCGAACAUUUACCGAGGAGCCAUACCUUGCCCUGAACUGUGUGUUCGGUCCAUGCCUUCCCGCUCAGUACCGCUUAGAGGGACCAGGGAAAUGGAACGGCGCCAAAUCCUCAAUCCUUAAUGCCAUGAAACGAUAUAGCGCUUCAAUGAGGACUAAAGUUAUGCCAAAGAAUCAUAACUUGUCUGGAAUUCAAAACACAAACGACAGUUCAGCAUCGACUGAAAAACAAAGCCUUGAUUCGUCGUGUACAGGACCCUGGAACCGUAAAUUUGCCAUGACGACAAACAAGAACGACAACUCACCUCAGAAAACUACUGUAGCCAAUAUUAAUAUUGCUUCUUUCCCAACCUUUUUGAAAUCCUUCUACACACUGUUCAUUGUCAUGUUUUUGUUCUUUUGCAUGUGUCUUGUAUGA
Ylistrum balloti is the source of this 1752-nucleotide messenger RNA. RefSeq names its product flavin-containing monooxygenase 5-like. Gene Ontology annotation, molecular function: flavin adenine dinucleotide binding; NADP binding; N,N-dimethylaniline monooxygenase activity. The record is from RefSeq and is a predicted model, not a curated record. NCBI's taxonomy places the organism in Eukaryota, Metazoa, Mollusca, Bivalvia, Pectinida, Pectinidae. The transcript is spliced from 6 exons. The coding region runs from base 1 to 1752 and encodes 583 amino acids.